Messenger RNA from Oncorhynchus nerka (sockeye salmon), 6298 nucleotides. It is a transcript of the gene ncoa7b, whose product is annotated as nuclear receptor coactivator 7. NCBI's taxonomy places the organism in Eukaryota, Metazoa, Chordata, Actinopteri, Salmoniformes, Salmonidae. The record is from RefSeq and is a predicted model, not a curated record. The transcript is spliced from 17 exons. Bases 527 to 3001 code for a protein of 824 amino acids. Gene Ontology annotation, biological process: response to oxidative stress; regulation of transcription by RNA polymerase II. Gene Ontology annotation, cellular component: nucleus.
UUUGUUAUAGAACAUAUUUGUCAGUACUGGUCGUAUUUGCGUUAUUUAGAAUUAUGAAAAUGCAUGGUUGCACAUAGCUAGCUUAGAUAAUAUAUUUUAAUGGUGUUAUGCAUGUCCACUAUUUGCAAGUCGUAACUAACGUUAAAAAAGUAAACAUUGUCAACCACGCUACUGAAUCCAUCUUUUUUUUCUCCGCCUUUGUCACUAUAAACAAACUGUCUGUAAUGACAUCAGCUGUCAGUGUUGUCUUGUGUGGACCUUGUCCCGUCUGCGUAGAUAACUCUCCAGUUUUGCAGACAGCAUACGUUCAUGCAGUCAUGCAACCGGAGUCUGUUGUAUCCAUAGUCAUCGGGAAAUCUCAGUUUUGCUGCAUCACUGCCAGGAACACGUUAAGCAAGAAAAGCAGGAUUCAGAAAGGAUAAGGAAGAGUGCCGUGCGAAGAGGAAAGGAGCGGAGAAGGGAUAGUCAUCAAGUUCUGCUCAGUGUGUAUGUGUCGGGUUGCAUGAAGCUGUAGACCACUGCACUGAUGGAGAAGAGGGAGAGGAAGCCUGGAUACUUUUCCAGGCUGAAGAGGCGGAGACAGCUCAAGCAGAGCCAAUCAGGGAAGGCAGUGGCUGAGCAGAACCGGUUGGAUUUGUCCGCAAAGAUGCCCGUCAUCUCCUGCCCAGAUCCUGCUUUUUCUGAACCCCUGGAGAGGAUUAAACCUAACCUGCCUGGAGUCUCAGAUGGCAACAGGAGCAGCCAGGCCAAGAGAGAGAAGAGGCCCCCCGGGACAGUGGAGUAUACCGUGGGACUCCAGGAAUCUCUAAGCAGCAUUGCUCUGAAGUUUAACAUCACCCCGAACAAACUGGUGCAGCUCAACCGUCUCUUCUGCCGUAGUAUCUAUCCUGGACAAAAGCUGUUUGUUCCUGACGUGGACCAAUCGGGUGCCGACUCUCAGUCUGUGGGUUCUUCUGACCCCGCUUUCCCCAGCGGCCUAUCAGAGAAGGUGUUACAGGAUGGAGACUCCAGCGGCAGGUCAGUAAGACCAUUACGACGGGUGCUGUCGCCCCCGUCCGAGGACGAGAGCCCCGCCACGGUCAAGUUCAUUAAGAUGAGCUGCAAGUACUUUACUGAUGGAAUGGGUGUGGUGGGAGGGGUGAUGAUCGUGACGCCCAACAACAUCAUGUUUGACCCUCACAAGUCUGACCCCCUGGUGAUUGAGCACGGCUGUGAGGAGUACGGCCUGCUCUGCCCCAUGGAGGAGGUGGUGUCUGUGGCCCUCUACGACGACAUCUCCCACAUGAAACUCAAGGACGCGUUGCCGUUAGACCCACCCCAGGAUCUGUGUCCUCUGUACAGGCCCGGGGAGUGGGAGGAGCUGCCCUCAGAGCGCGACCUUAACCCCUUUAGCCGCUACGAGGCGCUGGACCCCAAACGACCCAUCGUCCUGGACGACAUCAACUCUGCCCUGUCAGAGACUGUCAUAGCGAGAGCAGAGUGUGAUCCAGCGGACAAGUCUCCAUCAGAUGAGUGUUUCACAGAGCUGGAGCUUCCAUUGAAAUGGAGCGCUGAGGAACCGAAGAGCGGAUCCAGACCACCUGCCAGUGCUACAAGCUCGGACCAGCAAGGAGAGCCUCCAGGAUCUAAUACCCCUAAACGGGCAAAGUCCCAGGACCAGUCCCCCUCUGACUCAGUCCCACUGACCUCGCAGAGAGGGGAGGAGGAGGAUGAAGGACUGGUACAGAACAGAUCCAUUGAGGACAUGACAGAAUCACUGCCCGUCUCAUCAGAGACUGAGAAAGCUGGUGAACUCCUGAAGGAGAAGCCUGCUAGCCUAGCCACAGGCCAAGGCCAAGACGACAACUCUACAGGGCAACUAGUGAACAGUGUUAGCAUUAGAGAACAAUCAGAAUCCGCAAUGGACCAAAACCGGAAGCUGAGCUUCAGUGAGACUGCUGAGGCUCCGGGAAAAUGUAUUUAUUGGGAACCCAGCCCUGCAGGCGAGCUGCAGAACGGACCAAUGAUAGAGGGGCUGAGUGAAGAAGAGAAGCGGAAGAGGAGCAACAAAGCGGAGGUGAAGUCCUGGCUGCUGGAGCGGAUGCAGGCGCCCAUCCAAAACACGCUUCUGUCCACGGAGAGGAAGAGUAAGACCCCUCCCAUGUUCCUUUGCCUCAAGGUGGGCAAGCCCAUGAGGAAGUCCUUCAUCUUUAGCCGGUCAUCCAGCCCCGCUCACACGAGAGGAAAGCAGCCGGAAUACUGGUUUGCUGUGCCCCAGGAGAGGGUGGACCACCUAUAUGCGUUUUUUGUCCAAUGGUCUCCUGACGUGUACGGUAAGGUGGCCAGGGAGCAGGGCUUCGUGGUCGUGGAGAAGGACGAGCUCAACAUGAUCGAUAACUUCUUCAGUGACCCCGUGACCCCUCACAGCUGGGAGAUCAUCACCAUCAACGAGGCGACGCGCAGGCAGACUUUUGGCAGUUACGAAGGGGAGGAGCCUUCGGGGGAUCUACUGCCCAUGCUCAGUGACCCUAGCACUCUGUUACAGGACACACACAUAGAGAAGCUUGCGUGUCGGCUGCCGGCGCGGGUGCAGGGGUAUCCAUGGAGACUGGCUUACAGUACGGCAGAACACGGGACCAGCUUAAAGACCCUGUACAGGAGCCUAUUGGAUGUGGACAGCCCUGUGCUACUGGUCAUCAAAGACAUGGACAACCAGUUGUUUGGGGGAUACUCUACCCAUCCUUUCAGAGUAAGUGAGCAUUGCUAUGGCACGGGAGAGACCUUCCUCUUCAGCUUCUGCCCUGAGAUCAAGAUGUACCGCUGGACUGGGGAGAACUCCUACUUUGUUAAAGGCAACAUAGAUUCUCUUCAGAUGGGAGGAGGAGGAGGUCAGAUAGGGCUGUGGGUGGACGCUGACCUGUACCACGGCACCACCUCUAGCUGUGCCACCUUCCACAACCAGCCCCUCGCCAUCCAGAAGGACUUCACCAUCCACAGUGUGGAGGUCUGGGCCUUCGAGUAGCCUCCCUCCACCUCCAGUCUCCGCCAAACCCCACCCACACUUGUGGGAACCUAGACCUAGCUUCAACGCCCACCCCUUUAUCAGAAUGCGGAGCUGACGAUUUCAGAUGGUGUAUGUCAUGGUUUAUGCCAGCCGGUUUGAUGUGGUUGGAACCUGGUUUGUCCUGAGUGUGGCGGAGGUGUGAAAAGCUGUGGCUGGUGUAUUUCCCUUUCUCUCUAUUUGCUGCCUUAAGGUUCUCGCAUGCUUCCUAGUCGAAAUGUGGCGCGCUGGUUUACGCAUUUAUUAUGACAAGAUUUUGUGAUGUUUUGGUGUUUGGCAGGGUUUUUUCCAGCUGUUCACACACAUUUGUUUUCUUGAGACAAGUUUAAGUUCACUAGCCGAAGUCUACUCUCCUUUGUCAGUGAUUGGUCAAAAGUAGGGAUUCUUCAAUGAAGUGUUUGUCAUUCAACGAGAGACGACAACUUUUCAUGCACAUUUAUUCACUUGAAAUACUGCACCAAACAUCUUAGCUAGAUGUAAAAUUGCGUGACGAAGACCUCGGCAACAACUAAAAAUAACUACACAUUUGUUAAUUUCUCUGAUUUAUUCUAACUAUUUUGAGGAAGUGUAUAUUGACUAUGUUGCUACGGCGUCUCAAGAGGGACAAAACAUAAUAUUGCCGCUUUUUUUCUUCAUUUUCAAGCAGUCAUUUAAGGGAGUAUGUGAGGCACAGAUGUGCGUCUAGCUGAGUUCUGCUAGGAGCAAACCGAAUCUAGUAUGCAGGCACCUUUUUAUACCUACCACGCCACAGCUAUCCCAGCAUGCAGCCUGCCUGCAGAACUCAACUUCUACCCACUCGGAGGGGGAGAAGUAGAGUGACUCAAGUUCCUGGAGGAUCAGAGGCGAUUCUGAUGCAAUUGUCCUUGCUAAUGAAAUCCGUCAUAGGUGACUGUAAACCACAAUACUAAAACAAUUCAUUGUGAGAUUUUUGUAUUAGGGAAGUGGGUACAAUGCCCAUCAAAAGGGAAUAAGGCAUCUGGUGAAGUGAAUAAACAACCAUCAAUUCUCGCCAAUCAGAUUGCUCCUUUUUGUUAUCAACCAGAAUAAUCUGAUUUCCCUGAGAUAUUAGGAACUGAUGUGAGAAGAGAAAGCAGGUGAAAGGGAAGAAGUUUUAGGUAAGUGCUUUUGAGACUCAUUUCUCUAACACACACAUUCGCCGCAAACCCACUUUAAAUAUAGGAGUAAUUGUUUACAAAGAGAAGAGGUUUGCAUUCACUGAAGGUUGUAUUGUUCUCAUGUCUCCAGUCCUAUAUAGACUGAAUGAGAAUGUUGCAUUUCAUGACCCUCGCUUUCCAAAACAACUGCCCACUUAAGGGAACAUACAGUGCAUUCGGAAAGUAUUCAAUCCCCUUCUCUUCUUCCACAUUUUGUUAUGUUACAGCCUUGUUCUAAAAUGAAUUUUAAAAAAUGUUUUAUUCCCGAUCAAUCUACACUCAAUACCCCAUAAUGACAAGGCAAAAACGGAUUUAGACAUUUUUGCAAAUGUGUAUAUAUAAAAAAAAAAACAGAACUAUAGCAUUUAUGUAAGUAUUCAGACCCUUUACUCAGUACUGUGUUGAAGCACAGCGUCGCUGCAUAGCUAUUUUCAGGUCUCUCCAGAGAUGUUCAAGUCCAGGCUCGUUCUGUUGGAAGGUGAACCCCAGUCUGAGGUCCUGAGCACUAUGGAGCAGGUUUCCAUCAAGGUUCUCUCAGUACUUUGCAUUCAGGCCAAAGAGUUCAAUCUUGGUUUCACCAGACCAGAGAAUCUUGUUUCUCAUAGUCUGAGAAUCCUUUGGGUGCCUUUUGGCAAAUUUCAAGCGGGCUGUCAUGUGCUUCCGUCUGGCCACUCUACCAUAAAGGCCUGAUUGUGCUGCAGAGAUGGUUGUUUCUGGAAGGUUCUCCCAUCUCCACAGAGGAACUCCAGAGCUCUGUUAGUGACCAUCGACAUUCUUGGUCACCUCCCUGACCAAGGCCCUUCAGUUUCGCUGGGCAGCCAGCUCUAGGAAGAGUAUUGGUGGUUCCAAUAUUCUUCUAUUUAAGAAUGAUGGAGGCUAAUUGUGUUCUUGGGGACCUUCAAUGCUGCAGAAAUGUUUUGUUACCCUUCCUCAGAUUUGUGCCUCAACACAAUCCUGUCAGCAUUGAAGCUCUACGGACAAUUCCUUCAACCUCAUGGCUUUGUUUUUGCUCUGACAUGCACGGUUAUCUGUGGGACCUUAUAUAGACAGGUGUGUGCUUUCCAAAGGGUCUGAAUGCUUAAGAUAUUUAAGUUUUUUUAUUUGUAAUACAUUUGCAAACAUUUCUGAAUCUGUUUUCGCUUUGCUAUUAUGGGGUGUGUGUAGAUGAGGAAACAUUAAUUCAAUCAAUUUUAGAGUAAGGCUGUAAUGUAACUAAAUGUGGAAAAAGGGAAGGUCUAAAUACUUUCAGAAUGUACUGUAAAGAGGGAGUUUUUGUAAUGAACAAAUGUUUUAUUAUACUUUUGUAUCUGUUUUGUUUGUUUCAUCAUAUAGAAUUGUAUGUUUAUUUUUUGUUUUGCGUUUCAAUUUUCUGUUUUGUUUUAAAGGAAGUCCCGUCAUCGCCCACAAGAUUGAUAAAUCCCAAGCAGGAAAUAGAUUGAAGGUUCUCAAUGCAGUAUUAGUCUGUCACAUCUCUGACCAACUGUACCUUCUCUUUGUUUUGUAUGCGUUUCGGUAAGUAGGGUGAUUUGCUACAGAGUGAGAGGGUUUAGUCCAUUGAGACAAGGGAAGUAGGGAGGGAUGUCGUUUUGCACUGCAGUCUUGUGGGACAGUUCAAUAACUCGGUGAUUGGUCUUGUCUGGAAUUAACAUCCAUCACUAUUGUCACUUUCUACCACUACGACAGGGAAGGAUGGGUCACCACUGGUAUUUUAUUUGGGAAUGAAAGGGAUAUACCUUUUUUCUCAACACGUUCUGUUGAUCUCGUGCAACUGAGGGUCCCUUUUUUAUUUUCCAAACCAAUGUCGAUAAAGGGAGUGUUCAUUUCUGUCUCUAGUUACUGUAAGAUGACUAGGCCUACUGCAUGAUAUGACUACUGUAACUGUUGAACCUGUUCCUGCGUUCCCACUAUCCACAAUCCUUACAGGUAUGGCUUUGUUUUAUGUAUUGUUGUCAUAUAGAUGUUGCGUGUUCUUCUCAUUGUGAAUGUUUCCAGUGUUUUAUUUUCUGUGAAUCCAAAAAUCAUAGUAUCAUAUGUGAAUACCACCAAGGAUGUAUUUAUUCUAUUGUUGCCACGUUUAAAACGAAAUAAACAAAUAAUAGCGUUC